Molecule: messenger RNA, 1230 nt
Organism: Lobosporangium transversale
Lineage: Eukaryota; Fungi; Mortierellomycota; Mortierellomycetes; Mortierellales; Mortierellaceae
Product: RlpA-like double-psi beta-barrel-protein domain-containing protein-containing protein
Exons: 1
Coding region: 232-984 (250 amino acids)
Source: RefSeq, a predicted model, not a curated record
GUCUGGGGCACUAAAUACAUCGGAUCUGCCUCUUUUCUCAAUCUCACGCUCCUUAAAACCCCUACAUCACCUUCUUCUUCCUUUUCGCCUUCACCUUCACCUUCAUCGUCAUCAUUAUCAGAUUCACCCUCUACCCCAGUCUCUUCUACGUUUGUCUACUACAACACGAAAACGGAUACCUACACAGGUUGCAACAAUAAGACGUUUUCUGCCAGCGAUAGUGUUGUUUUGAUGAAUCCCCUCCAAUUCGGAAACCCAGCCUCCAAAAACUCAACCUGCGGUGAAUGGGUCUUGGUCCGGAACCGCAAGAACACAAUGCAGUCAACUUAUGCACAGGUAGUCGGCCAAUGCCCCACAUGUGAUUACGGAUCGGUCGAUGUCUCUCUUGGCGCUCUGAGUGAUCUGGCACCAGACCUUCCUUUCGAAAGCAUGGUAUUUGAUGACAGUUCCGAUACAACCAUCGACGACCUCAUGGGCGCCGAUACACCUCAACCUGCGAAUUCGACACCAAUCUCACCCAAGGACCUACUCAGUGUUGUGUGGGAGUUAUCAGGCCCUCCCAAGCAUACAGGCACUAACCAGAUCGACUUGCCUUCUGGAACUCGACCUACCAGUACUACCUCCCCCACCCCUACGUCAACUACUGAGGCCCCAAAACCUACAUCACCCUCUUCACCUGUGUUUUCCGGACGUGCAACCUGGUAUUCCGACACAUCAGGCUUUUGCGAACAUCCUUACUCUCAAUCUGACAUGAUCGUUGCAGUGAAUGAGGCCCAAAUGGGAAGGGUCAAGGACCUCUGUGGCAAGAAGAUCCUCCUGACUAAAGAAGGGUCGGACGUACAGGUGGUUGUAGAAGUUGUUGACAUGUGCCCUAGUAAAUACUGUAAAAGCGGAGACCUGGAUCUGUCCCAGGCCGCAUUCAAGGAGUUUGCAGACCUAGAUGUUGGUGAAUUGACCCUCAAGUGGAGCUUCCUCGAUUCCUAAUGACCAUAAUUAUUACUACUACUUAAUACUAUUGCCACUAUUCCUACCAAUAACUCCUGCAUACUACCAUCCACUUAAUUUACUUUUAUUUCUAUACCCUCCUUUUCUUUUUUUCUUUAUUUCUGAAUAAGAAGUACCAUCCGCAUUUAUAUAGCUCUGUAGAAUAGCAUCCAUUUCAUUUCUCUAAUUUAUUCUCAUCAAAUCCAUCCAUCCUCAUUCUGAUUAACGAUCCAUAGAUUCAUAGUU